AUGGGCAACAAGAAUUGUCAGAACAGUGGGUACCUGGUGAAGCUGAAGACGAUUUCGUUUUGGGGUUGUAACGUAGAGACGGUGGAGGCGGGAGCUUUCAAAGGGGUGCCGCAGUUGAAGAAUGUGCAGAUUUCCUUCAGCAACCUCAAGAAGAUACGGAUGGGCGUGUUCAACCCAAUAGAAACACUCGAACUCCUCCGGAUCCACGACAACCGGAUCGAAACCAUCGACGACCAAGCGUUCGCCAAUCUCACAUCGCUCAAAAAAAUCUACGCCGGCAACAACGCUCUAAGCUACUGGCACAGUAACUGGUUUCGCAACUCCACCAACCUGCAAACCAUGGAUUUCCACAACAACAAAAUCCGCACCCUGCCCAGGAGAGCUUUCGCGACUUUGCCCAAAUUGAAGCGCAUCAACCUCGACUGGAACGAAAUCUCCGCCAUCGAAUCGGAAGCUUUCCGAGGCCUGAAGAAGCUCCAGUACUUGGGCUUGGGGAACAACAGACUCACUGUCAUCCACGAGAGCGUUUUCCCUAGCAGCAUCCAGAUCAGCACGCUGCUGAUCAACGCCAACUACCUCAACUACCUGUCCGGCGAGCUGCUGAACAAGGUGUCCGUCUUGGAGGUCUUCCUGGACUACAACCCCUGGAAAUGUCCCUGUUUGAAGGAGAUUUACGCGUGGAUUCACUCCACGAAGGGCGCUUUGCGAGUGUACGAUGGGUGCGGUUCGAAUCACGUGCCGGUGUGUGCCAAUAAGAAGAGCGUAUUGCAGUGCUCGGAGAACGUGGACGAAGAGUUGAGCAGACGGUAUUUAGGGGUGUUCGCGAAUUUGACCAAACCUUUGGCGAGUGGUUGCGUAAGGACAAAUUGA
Molecule: messenger RNA, 870 nt
Organism: Phaedon cochleariae (mustard beetle)
Lineage: Eukaryota; Metazoa; Arthropoda; Insecta; Coleoptera; Chrysomelidae
Source: the annotation of a GenBank genome assembly